AACACGAGACCAAAAUCAUUAGCCCAUUUCUCGUCUAUUUAAUGCUCCUCGCUAUUGGCUCAUUCCCUCCACGUUCCCAUUUUACUUUGUCUACUCUCCAAUAUCCUCCCCCCCCUCUCUCUCUCUCGUAGCAAACACCGAUGGCCGGUAACUCGGAGGACGAAAUCGUCUCCGACGACGUUAAGUUCGGGUUCAAACGCGCAGAAAUGUAUGAGCUUAACCUUACCGGUACUGCUACAAUUUACGAUCGUCACGUAUUCCUUUGCUACAAAUCACAUGAUACAUGGCCUUCUCACCUUGAAUCCUCCGACUCCGAUCCACUUCCCAAGCUAUUUGCUGCUACUCUUAAAGCUCGCAAGGAUGAUAUCAAACUCAAGACUGUUUUGACGAUUUGCGAAGUACGUGAAGACAUUGGACUAUCGGAUGGAGAUGUUCUAAUUUUUCCUGAAAUGAUCAAAUACAGGAGUUUGAAGGAGUCAGAUGUUGAUGCUUUUGUGGAGGAUGUGCUUGUGAAUGGCAAGCCCUGGACUUUUGGACCUCAGGAGCCAAUAAGUGGUGCUUAUGUAUUUGUCUGUGCCCACAACAACCGAGAUCGAAGAUGUGGUGUUUGUGGACCAACUCUGAUUGAGGAAUUCAGCAAGGCAAUUGAGUCCAAGGACUUGAAAAAUGAAGUUUAUGUGACAGCUUGUUCACAUGUUGGUGGCCACAAGUAUGCUGGUAAUGUGAUAAUCUUCAGUGCUGAUAAAGAAGGGAAAAUUGCUGGGCAUUGGUAUGGCUAUGUUACCCCAAAUGAUGUACCUGUUUUUCUUGACGAGCAUAUCAAAGAGGGAAAAGUCAUUGAACGACUUUGGAGGGGCCAAAUGGGACUGCAUGCUGAGAUAACUGAUAAGGUGAACAAGCAGAGUGUUUCCAAUGGAACCACUGCGGACAAAAAAGAAAAUGUGCCUGUAGAAACUGCUAGUCAGGGCUGUUGUCAAGGUGCUGCAGGAUUUUCUUGUUGUAGAGAUGCAAGUGCUGAGGGAAAAGAGGUAGAGAAGAAACAGGGAAGACUUCCUACCUGUUUCAGAAAAUGGGAUAAGCCUGAAGUUUUCACAGCCAUUGGCGUGGUUGGAGCAGUGGCGUUUGUUGCUGUUGCUUACGGAUUUUACAAGAAGUCACAUUGAAAUGUCGUCAAGACAGUGUGUGCAUCCAGAGUUUCUUUUUAGAGAGUAAUGAUGUUACUCUAGACCAUGACAUUUGCCACGUGUUAGGUGUGAAUUUUUCUGAGCACCCUAAAUGGGCCACUUGGUUACACAACUGCCACUACAGAUACCUACAAGUUUAGUCAAUACUCUACAAAGAUGCUUUAAAAUUCCAGGUGUGGAGGUGGUUUUGGUUAAAGAUGAAUAAUAAUAUCAGCAUGGAUUUUGGUAUUUCGUUUAUGCAGGAUGUUGUUGCUAAAGUUUGAAGAUUAAGUUGCUUUGUACAUGCAUUUCACUUGACUAAUACUUUUCAUUUGUCAUAUUCCUCAAACAAACAUUUCAAUACUAAACUUCAAUAUUUGCAAAA
Messenger RNA from Capsicum annuum, 1548 nucleotides. Its product is annotated as altered inheritance of mitochondria protein 32. The transcript has 5 exons. NCBI's taxonomy places the organism in Eukaryota, Viridiplantae, Streptophyta, Magnoliopsida, Solanales, Solanaceae. The record is from RefSeq and is a predicted model, not a curated record. The coding region runs from base 141 to 1163 and encodes 340 amino acids.